GUUCAGGUGGGCGGACGGCUCUUUUUUUUCCUCGCCUCCACGAAGGGAGGUUUUGGGAUAACUACGUCUGUGAAAGUGAUCUAAUCCUUGGGAAUCUCAUUUUCGGAAUAAAUUGCCUAACGUUUUAAUCUCAGCGGGAGAUUUUGACGAUUCCUUAACUAUCCCCACCAACUGGGACUGCUCAGCGUAACAUAUGACUUCUGUCAGAGAUCCAACGGUGGAACAUUGACCGGAUUUGUGAGUGAAGAAGUGGAUGGUGUUACGUACAGCUAAGAGAUCUAAAUGAUACUUUUUGAAUAUGCGCGAACGUCGCUGAAAUUCUUAAUCAAGUGUGAUCCCUGGUAUUAAUAUAGAAUAACUUCAGAUGUUACGCAUUGAUGAGUGUCGUUUUUCUCAUUAUACCUUAAAAAAUUAAAGUGGGAAUGAAUUGUCUGGUCAGUAUGAUAUAAUCUUUUCAUUUUACGAAGAAAGGAAAGAAAGAAAAGGAAGGAAUAUUAGUUGGCAUUCUUUGAUUGCAUCCUCUGAACUGGUUUUGUGAAAAUGAAGAUUAAAAUGUGUUAUCAUGAAGGCUCAACUGUGCUACCAGCGUUAGUGUUCAUUCUCAACAUAUAUAAAUGUCAAGUUGGUGUUUAAAGUUUUAGCGACUUGAUUGUCCGAUUUAUGCACCAGAAAAUAAGUUGAUAAAUUUACUGGUUGCUUAGUGACUUGUAAGUGCUCAACAGAAGUGUAUAUUGCUGCAAACAUAAGCAACGGAUUUUCUUAUCUACACGAAAUUACAGAAUAAAUGUUUCCUAUAAGCUAAGUUUGGGAGACAAAAUAGCCUUCCUUUUCGUUAAAUUAUAAUAACAAGGUAAGUGUUUUAAUCGACAUCUUUACAAUGGAUAAACUUUUCCUUUCUGGAACGUUCAAAAACUUCAUUAAACCUCGUAUAUUUGUGAUUGAUGGCACCACAUUUCGCCUUCACUACAGGCUAACAGCACUGUUGCUUUCCGUAUGCAGUCUGCUUGUCUCAGCUACUCAGUUUUAUGGGGAUCCAAUUCAAUGUAUACAAACAGAUGAUGUUCCGAAAAAGGUUUUGGAUACAUACUGUUGGGUUGAAGGCACGUUUACAUUACCUAAAGCUCUGGGAAAAGAAGUUGGAGUUGAGGUUGUCUAUCCCGGUGUGGACCAACGCGAUCCUGGAGACGAAGUAGUUUUUCAUGCGUAUUAUCAAUGGGUUUGCUUCGUUUUGCUAUUCCAGGCUGCACUAUUUUAUGUUCCGCGACUCGUUUGGAGGAGUUGGGAAGGUGGACGUCUCAAGCACUUGUUGCAGAAGUUGAAUUCACCUAUUAUAGCCCACUGUGAAAAGAAAAAGUGCUGCGAUCAACUAGUUACUUAUUUUCGAUGUAACAUGCGUCAACAUUCUUCUUAUUCCUACAAGUACUUAAUUUGUGAACUGAUGAAUUUAGUGAAUGUUACAGGGCAAAUAUAUUUUGUUGACUAUUUUCUUGGAGGAGAAUUCACCACGUACGGAUUGAAUGUACUUCAUUUUGCAACUGGUGCGCAAGAAGAAAGGAUGGAUCCCAUGGUUAGGGUAUUCCCUCGAUUAACUAAGUGUACUUUUCAUCGAUAUGGGCCAUCAGGUGAUGUUAUGAAGUACGACGCCUUGUGUCUACUUCCUCUUAAUAUCGUCAAUGAGAAAAUUUACAUACUACUAUGGUUCUGGUUCAUUAUUCUGGCUGUAGCCACUGCAGUAUCUAUACUUUACAAAGUUGCACUUCUGUGUUCUCGCGAAGUCCGAUAUCUAGCACUCCAUUCUUUUGCUAGACUUUCUCCUCGAGAUCACUUGCGGACAAUCAUAAAAAAGACAACUUAUGGAGACUGGUUCGUUCUAUUCCUACUCGCCAAGAAUAUGGAAGUCAUCAAUUUCAAAGAUUUUAUUGCCGAUCUCUUUAAAGAUUUCAAAAGCCCUUUAGCCAACAAUGACAACAAUGACAUUUCAACUACUUCAAAUUAGGCCACGAAUAAUUUUUAAUCGAUUCUUUUCUUUUUUUAUAAAUUAAAAGUAAAACUUUUGUUCUGUGAUAAGGAGUUAGAGACAAAAUUCAAGCAUUUUUUAAAUUUUAUCUCCAUGAGUAGUGAUAUUAAGUUUUUCUGCGUUAAAUUUCAACUUGAUCAUAAUAACUUAUACCUUGCAAGGCUACAUCACUUGUCUGAGGCAGGUAAUAUAAAUCUUCAAAAGAACUUCCUUCAAUGUUUUAACUAUGGGCUUUAGUUUCCUAAAACAAAUUUUAUGUAUAUAAUAAUUUUACUGCGUUUGGUUUUUCCAAAGAAGGUAUAUUUAUAUAAUAAGUAUUGAUUAUAUUUCAAGGUAAUAUUUUCAUGUAUAUUAAUGACAAAAUUCGCGUAUUCUGUAAUUGUCUAAGCUGAGGAAUAUUUAUGGUUGCUUAAGAAUAUAUUUCAAAGUAAUAUUCAUGAUCAUAAAAGACUCACAAUAUAAUAUACAGAAUGUAAAAUAAAAUAGCUGAAAUUAUUAUUAUUUUUAUAAUGCUUUUCAUAUAACUAGUUUUAGUAAUUUAUCAUGGAAAUGUGUCUCGUUUUCCAACUAGGAUUAUUUUUUAAACAACAGUCUCUGUGUAAUUUUAACAGUCUCUGUGUUAUUAUUUAUUAUUUGUUUAUUUGUUAUUGAGUAUGAAUUGUAUGUUAUAUCACACGAAGAAAUUAUUAAAAAAAAAUUCUGUUAUAUAGCUGGCUCUUCUGCUGUCAAUGGUGAAUUUGACUUUUUCUUUUUUCUUUCUUUUUUUCUUCGACAUUUUCCGUAGACAAUUUCGUUUUAUGUUAAAUGUUUGGAAUAAUAAGAUUUCUUCGUUCCACAGUAAAAAAACCGAACUUUCUUUUAGGACAGUUAAUCCGUAACUCGGCAAACCCUCAGUUCGGUUAAUUUAUUCUGGAUAAUCGGAAGUAGAUAGUCCUAUAAUUUAUGAAAUUAGCUUCGAAAGCAUGCUGUAAAUUUUUAUGACGCGUACUUCAUUGAAAUAAUAAUAAUAAUAAUCAUUCACCCUUAUUUUGAUAAUUUUAUAAGACGAUCUUGAGUGAAAAAAAUCACCUUGAAAUUUUUUAUGAUAUAAAAAGUUUAAGAUUUUAAUUCUGAGUAAGCUAUUGUAUCAUUAUGGUCUAGAAAGGAUAAGAAAUAUACUGCAUAAUUAUCUGUAUAUAGGCUUUCCUUUUUCCUCUCCAUAUUUAUAUCUAAAUAAAGAAUAUGAACUCUUAGAGUAUGAAUUAUCUUUAUUCCAUUUACUGUCAUUUACUUGCUCCGCAAAUGCAAGCUUAUUUAGCCAUUAAAUACAAAAUAACUCAAAUCUUGUGAUUUUCUUUUCAACAUCCGUAGAAGAAAUAACGUUUGAAGAAAAAGAGUACCAUAAAAUAUCUUGUAUAAAACCAUUUAAUCUGAUAAAUGAAGAUAAUUAUAUUUAAUUGUACAGUAAAGAAGGUAUUAUUAAAAUGAAUAUAAAAUGAAAAUGAUAAAUCGCUAUUAAAAUAAUCUGGAGAAUGUAGCUUAGGCUAUAUAUGUAAGUCACAAAUCCUUUCUCUUCUUUUUCAGUUCCUCCCCUCACCCCAGAAAGUGAUAUAUCUAGUUAAUACAGUUAGCUACAAUAAUAGUUAAUAAUUGAAAUAAGCUAUUUUUGCUUAAACUAAGUUUGUCAGUCAAAUUUCUCUAACUUUUUUCUACCGAUUAUUGUUAACGUCUUACAAAAAUUUUUGUAAAACAGAUCGCUUUCUGGUAUUUUAAUCUAUCAC
This is a messenger RNA of Stegodyphus dumicola, 3777 nucleotides long. RefSeq names its product innexin inx2-like. Lineage: Eukaryota; Metazoa; Arthropoda; Arachnida; Araneae; Eresidae. The record is from RefSeq and is a predicted model, not a curated record. Gene Ontology annotation, biological process: phototransduction. Gene Ontology annotation, molecular function: gap junction channel activity. Gene Ontology annotation, cellular component: gap junction; plasma membrane.